CAAGCCUGAGAUGGCCAUCGCACUUACUCAAUUUGAAGGCCUCUGUGGCUUCAGACCCGUGGAAGAGAUCAUUGGCUUUCUCAAAUCUAUCCCAGAGUUUCACACCCUUGUCGGAAAGGAGGCGGCGGAGGAACGGCAGAGCAGUAUCGGGGAGGAUCUCCGCAUCUCGCUGGCCCUCAAGAAGUGCUUCGCCUGCAUGAUGAACUGUGAGAAAAAGGUGUUUGUGGACCAACUCGACAUGCUGGUGAAAAGAGUCACUGAGGAUGAGCUCCAGGACCAGCUUGCUUAGGGGACUCUUCUCUGGGAUGAUGGAAGGUUUCUACUUUCUCAAGUGACCACUCUAACAAUGGAAAUACAUGCCCUCAAAGAUGGAAGGCAUGCGGGAGGAAGCGAUAAUCAGGUGGGACCAUUCUAGCCAAUGAAUGGAAGAUAUAAGUGUGUGAACAACAGACCAUAGAGAUAGAGGACUCCCUUUUGUAUCUGUGCCAUUAUAUUGUCUGUGACAGCAUGGGAAGCGCCAUUGAGGCUAUCUCCAUUUUAAAGUUGUACAUUUUCUUCUUCAUUGGCUUAUUGCUCCCAAGUCAUAGGAUUCUACACCAGUUGACUACUUUAACAUGGUGUAGUCCCUCAAUGGCAAUGUCCAUGCUAAAACAGGUUAUAUCCAGGCACAACUACGGUAUAUAUAUUUUCAAUUAUUUUUAUUUAACCUUUAUUUAACAAUAUAAGUUGGUGUUUUUAUCAAAGUUGCCGAAAUGCCACUUACACCCACUUAUAUCAGUGCAUUCAUAACAACCUAACCAUUACGAAAUUACUUUUUAAAUAAAAAAAAUAAUUCCCCCAAACCAGUUACACAUACGAACAACAAUUUACAGACAGACUUACAAAUAAUGACUCCAUCUCAUCUGCCCAGACUCGCAUGCUCACACCUCCAUCCCCAGUGUCUGGCCACACCCCCAUCCCCAGUGUCUGGCCACACUCCCAUCCACAGUGCCUGGCCACACCUCCAUCCACAGUGUCUGGCCACACCCCCAUCCACAGUGCCUGGCCAC
This is a messenger RNA of Oncorhynchus mykiss (rainbow trout), 1049 nucleotides long. The record is from RefSeq and is a predicted model, not a curated record. NCBI's taxonomy places the organism in Eukaryota, Metazoa, Chordata, Actinopteri, Salmoniformes, Salmonidae.